Messenger RNA from Cucurbitaria berberidis CBS 394.84, 1400 nucleotides. RefSeq lists its product as uncharacterized. NCBI's taxonomy places the organism in Eukaryota, Fungi, Ascomycota, Dothideomycetes, Pleosporales, Cucurbitariaceae. The coding region runs from base 254 to 1147 and encodes 297 amino acids. The transcript is spliced from 4 exons. The record is from RefSeq and is a predicted model, not a curated record.
GGUGUGCAUGUCGUGUUCUGGUUUUAGUGCAUGUCCAGGUACCUACCAACCAUUACGGCCCCCAGAACUGUUUAAGGGCGCCAAAGGUUUCAGCCCCAAUAUUUGCAAUCCCGGCACUAGCCACACUGCAUGGAUCGCUUUGGCUAUAUACCCGGUGAUUCUUGCCUAGACCUGUGUGCUAUUCUUCUGCUGUCAACCUUUCCGGUCAUCAAUAUAUGUAGACUGAACAGACAGUCACAACCACGACCUAAUCAUGGCUAGUUCAACCCCUGACUUCGACUCGAAGACCUUUUACACAUUCAGCAACCCUAGCUUAACCAACUACUCGCUCAGCGCCGGGAUCUUCCUCGACACCAACGGCGCUAUCAACAUGACCACAUCCGGUGCCUACUCAUCUGAAAACUGGCAGAUCUAUUCUCAAGGCGGCCGCUACUUCAUCCGCAACUACGACUACGGACCAGAGUUUCAGCUAGGACUAACAGCACAGAGUAGAGGCAUUCCAAUGCUGUAUCGUCGGAGUGGGGGUCUGGGCCAGCAGUGGAGUAUUAUGAAGAAGGAUGAUGGGUGGGAGUUUACGAAUGGGUUGUUGGGAAAUGGAACAGGGAUGGCGGUCCCGCUUCAGGGCUUCGUGGGCAUUGCGAUGCAGGCGUCAAGCCGUGGGAGGACGUGGAAGAUUACGCAGAAUCCAAGUGCCGAGGAAUCAGGGCCAAAAGGACCGGACAUGUAUAGUGAAGUAUUAGGGUUCGAGGUCUCACAAUCUUCAUCCUCUAGCAUCUCUAGCAGUUUGCGCACUGCCUCCACCGCUUCUGCUUCCGUCACUCCAUCCGGCACAUCUCUUCUACCCUCAAGCGCUUCUACAACCCCAACAUCAACUUUUGCCUCCUCCGCCUCUCCACUAUCGUCUUCCUCCUCAUCUCUCAGCUCUGGGGCCAUAGCCGGUGUCGCAAUUGGUGGUGUCUCAGUCCUCGCCCUAGCCAUCUACGGUCUCUGGUUCUGGGCUCGCAAACGGAAAAUGGCAAAAGAGCAUCAGUACGAAUUACAGGGCCACAACAUGCCCGUGGAGAAGUAUGCGUAUAGAGCAGAACUGGAAUCUCCGAGACAGGUCUGGGAGAAGGAUACUGUAGCAGCAAGAGUGGAACUGGCUUGAGAAGGCUGCAAAAAGGUUCGGGCUACUGCACAAGCCCGAUGUCAAGAGUGAAGAAAUGAGAGUUGGUGUGGGUAGCACGCACCUGAUGAACAUGCGGUUCUCCGACCUCGAUCUAUCCAUGCAUCCUACGAAUUGCGCAUGAGCUUUCCGUAAGGAUGAUGAAGUGUUGCAGCCAGUCACUGCCUCCUCGUUGCGGGAGUAUAAGAGAGAGAGAGCAAGAGUAGCGCGCUAUUUGUGUUGAGCAUGUCGCCAG